AAUAAAUAUACAUACAAUUACAUGAUUUUUCGCUUUAUAAAACUGACACAAAUUUUCAUUUGGUGUACGUGACAGAAUGAAUGGUCGGACGCAAAAUUUAUGGUUUUCUACGUUUCGUUUAGUAAUAGUCUAUGCUUUGUUUUUUGCUAAAUUAUGUUUUGGGCAAGAAGAAUGUUUAAGAGGAGGUUGUUACCCAGCCACAGGAGAUUUACUUGUUGGUCGUGAAAAUAGAAUAACAGCUACAUCAACUUGUGGUUUAAAAGAGCGCACCAAGUAUUGUAUUGUAAGCUUUCUAGAAAAAGAUGAAAAAUGUUUCUGGUGCCAUUCCACUCCAGAGAUUGAAUCAAGUGGAAAUAGAUAUAAAUAUAGCCAUUUACCUAAAUAUAUGGUCACACAAGUACCAGCAGAUAGAUUAAAAGGAUGGUGGCAAGCUGAAAAUGGCGUUGAAAAUGUUACAAUACAGGUUGAUUUUGAAGCAGAGUUUGUGUUUACACAUUUAAUAAUGACAUUUAAAACAUUUCGACCAAAAGCAAUGUAUAUUGAAAGAUCACUUGAUUAUGGAAAAACAUAUAGUGUGUACAGAUAUUUUGCUUACAAUUGUGCACAAUCAUUUCCUAAUAUUCCCACUGGAACACAACACAAUAUUGACGAUGUAGUAUGCGAAGAAAGAUAUUCAAAAGUUGAACCUAGCACACUUGGAGAGGUUGUCAUGAAAGUCCUUGACCCAACUGUCCAAAAAGAACAAGACCCAUAUAGUUUAUCAGUACAGAGGCUUCUAAAAUUGACAAAUCUUCGAAUAAGGUUUACUGAGCUUCACACAUUUGGUGAUAUUGUUCUUGGAAAUAGUGGAACAAAGUCUACAAAUUAUUACUAUGCUCUGUAUGAGUUAGUUGUAAGAGGAAGUUGUUCUUGUUAUGGUCAUGCUGAACAUUGUAUUCCUUCUCCAGAUGCUCCAACUAAUGUUAAUAUGGUUCAUGGUAUGUGUAACUGCACACACAAUACUCAAGGGAAAAAUUGUCAAGAAUGUAAAGAUGGCUACAACGACCUUCCUUGGCAACCAUCAUACAAAGAUAAAUUAAGUGUAUGCAAAAAAUGUAACUGUAAUGGUCAUAGUGAUAAGUGUCAUUUUGAUAUUGCUGUUUAUAAUGCAAAUGGAAAAACAAGUGGUGGUGUAUGCGAUGAUUGUCAACACAACACUCAUGGUCGCCAAUGUGAACAGUGCAAACCAUUGUACUAUCGAGAUCCUUUUAAAAAUAUCUUUGACCCAGAUGUCUGUAAACAAUGUGAUUGUGACCCUUCUGGCUCAAUUGGUAGAGGAGAAUGUGAAACAGUCAGUAGUGUUGUAAAAUUAGGCUCAGAAGAACAUUUAAGUUCUAUUCCUGGAAAAUGUAUUUGUAAAUCAAAUGUUGAAGGAAAGCGAUGCGACCAAUGUAAAAAUGGAUUUUGGAAUCUAUUAGAGUCAAAAAGUGAAGGAUGCCAGUCUUGUAACUGUGAUGAAAGAGGUUCCGUUGAAAUUAACAAGUGCGAUCAACAAACUGGAAUUUGUCGGUGCAAGCGAAAUGUGCAAGGCUUCACAUGUAGCAAGUGUAUGGAUGGUUUUUGGGCUCUUGGUUCCACUAAAGAAGGUUGCCAAAAAUGCGGUUGUGAUGUUGGUGGCUCUGUUAGCAGUGUUUGUGAUGACAUUUCAGGAAGUUGCCAAUGUAAACGAAACAUUAUUGGGCGUCAGUGUAAUUUAGUUCAAACAGGCUAUUAUGUAGAAGACCUUAGUCAUAACAAAUAUGAAGGGGAAGACUCGGUGCCUGGAGAAGUUGAUACUCCAUUCAAUGUUCGCAAAAUAAUAGUCAAUGAGGGUGAUAAUAUAACUUGGACAGGUGAAGGUGGUGUGGGGGUGAAAGAAGGUUCUGUCAUUGAAUUUUCCACUGUUCGAGUUCCUUCAACUGGUUCUUACAAAAUAUAUAUUCGCUAUGAUGCCAAGAACCAUGGUAAAUGGAGAGAUGUUGUUGUUACAGUAAAACGUAAAGAUGGCAGGGAGCUAGGAGGAGAUGGAUGUGCUGUUAUUAAUGAUAACAAAGUUUUAUACUAUCCGAUAUUGUCAGAAUUUAAAAUGAAUGAAGCUCUUACUAAUGAUAUAUGUUUUGUUAAAGGAGUGGUCUAUGAUGUUCAAGUUAAUUUUAUUAAGAAUUUAGGAGAGCCAGAUGGAGAAACCUUUGUUGAUUCAAUUGUUCUUAUACCAAAUGUUGAUGACUUUGAUGUUAUGGAAGGGCAAGAUGGUGCCUAUUAUAAAGACUUAUGGGAGAAAAAUAAUUGUCUUGAUUACUAUUUAAAUCCAGUGCUCGAAAAACAAGUUCCAGAUGUGUGCAAAAAAAUUCAGUUUUCUAUUUCAACGCAACUAAACAAUGGAGCAAGUAGUUGUGAUUGUGAUGUUCAAGGCACAGUUUCAACUGGUUUAAGUGAAAAACUAACUUGUGAAAGCAUUGGUGGGCAGUGUCCAUGUAAACCUGGUGUUAUUGGUCGAAGAUGUGAUCGAUGCAAAACAGGAUACUAUGGAUUUGGUUCUGAAGGUUGUAAAGCAUGUAAUUGCAGUCGUGUUGGGUCAAAAAAUCUAUUGUGUGAUGAUUUUACUGGUGAGUGCUUAUGUAAAGAAGGUCUUGAAGGGCGUACAUGCAACUCUUGUCCUAAAAACCACUUUGGAUUUCCUGAUUGUAAACCGUGUAAGUGUUAUGGACAUUCAAGUACUUGUGAUGCUGCCACAGGUGUAUGUAAUAACUGUUUACAUAAUACUAAGGGAACAAACUGCCAGCUUUGCAAGGAUGGGUAUUAUGGGAAUGCUCUACUAGGUACUGAAAAUGCAUGUCAGCGAUGCCAAUGCCCUGGUGGUAGCAGUGGAAAUCAAUUUAGUAAUACUUGUGAAUUAAGAGAUGUUGGAAAGGUUUUUUGCACAAACUGUUCUGAAGGUUUUACAGGUACUCAAUGUGAGAAAUGUGAUAAUGGGUAUUACGGAAAUCCAUUGAUUCAAGGUGGCACUUGUAAAAAGUGUUUAUGUAAUGGUAACAUUAAUUCGGCUUCAACUCCUAAAUGUGAUAGUGCAACUGGAAAAUGUUUCAACUGUCUUAACAAUGCAUUUGGUGAUUUUUGUGAAACAUGUAAACCAGGAUUUUAUGGAAAUGCUUCAAAACAAAGUUGUAAAGCAUGUGAAUGCAAUAGUCUGGGCACUAACAACAAUACAGGUGGUUAUUGCAAUUCUGUAUCUGGUCAGUGUCCCUGUUUACCAAAUGUAGUUGGAAUGAAUUGUGAUAAAUGUGCUGAUGGAUUUUAUGAAAUGAUUAUUGGGAAAGGUUGUAGAAAUUGUAUGUGUGAUCUCGAGGGAUCUUUGGAUGGAACAUGUGAUAAGACAAAUGGUCAAUGUAAAUGUAGAGUUGGUUUUGGUGGGCAGUUCUGUUCUGAAUGUGAGAAUUAUUCGUGGGGUAUGCCAAAAACUAUAAAAGGCUGUAAAGCAUGUAACUGCAAUCCAGCAGGCUCUGCUGAUCUUCAGUGUAACAGAACUUCUGGUGUUUGCAAAUGUAAACCUAAUGUUGUUGGUGAAAAGUGUGAUAUGUGUGCUCCUCGCACAUCAGGCAAAAUGCCUACUUGCAGCAACUGUCAUACAUGUAAUGAUCAGUGGGAAGACAUAAUUAAUGAGUUGGAAAUAAAAAUUUUGAAUUUGAAACGUUUGAUUGGUAAUGUUACAUUCAAUGCAAGUGAAAUUUCUUCAUACAAUCAAGAUAUAGAAGAGUUGAAUGACAGGUUGAUAGAUAUAGAAAAUUAUAUGAAAAAUAUAUCGUUGACCGCACAAGAAGUUGAUGCACUUCGAACAAAGCAUACAGCUUUUAAAUUGUUAUUGGAUGGUCUUGCACUAAAAGCUGAUAACUUAUCAGUUGUAGUUGCUAAUAAUACACAGCGUUUACAAUAUGAUAAUAUUGAGCUUGACAUGUUAGAAUUGCGAAUGGGAUCUUUGAAAAAGGAUGCUAAAGAUUUCAGGGAGAAUGUUACAACAUUGCAAGAAGGAAAUAUUGAAGGAGGCUUUAAUAGUACUUUGGAUAGUCAAAGACGAUCUAGAGAAGCACAACAACUUAUUAAUGUCACAGAUGAUAUUAUUUCAAAAUCUAAAGUAACUCGACGGAAAAUUAAAAAUACAAUAAUUUCUCCCAAAAAUGAUAAAUCUUUUGAAAAAUUAGAUAAAGACAAUAACAAGUUGUUGGAUAAUUUAACAGAAUACAUUUCACUCUUAGAGUUAAAACUUAAGGCGUUGAAUGCAAUUUUGUGUGGAAGUAAAGAAAAUACCUCUUGUGGUUGUGACCGUAUUAGCUGCAUAAGUUGUAAUUGUGAUGGAUUAAGAAAUAUGGUAGACAUUGCUUUUACAGAUGCAAAGCAGGCGGCAUUUGUAACAGAAGAAAAGAAAGUUGCUGUAAAUCAUAUGGUUGAAAACCUAAAAGUUGUGCAGGCUCUUGCUUUAAGCUCUAAAGAGGCUGCUAGUUCUGCUAGCAAAUCAUCAAAUGAAGCAAAGAGAAUUGCAGAAAAUGCUGUGAACAAUAUUACAUCUUUAAUUCAAGAAAUAUUGAUAUUUUUGAAUUCUUCAACAAAUCACCCUAAUAUUUCAAGAGCUUUAUCUUUGGAAACAAUAAAAUUGAACAUUUCCCUUACGCCUGAUGAUGUAAAGGAAUUGGCAGAUCAAAUUAGGCAAGUGGUCACAAAUUUAACUGAUGUUGAUCGAAUCCUUAAUGAAAGUAAAAAGGACUACGACAGAGCGAUUGAUUUAAAGAAUAAAGCUAUGGAUAUAAAAAAAUAUGCAUUGUAUGUUGUGAAUAAAACUCAAACAGUAUUAGAUCAGCUUUCUGAGGCUGCACUUUUGCAAAACUACACAGCUUCAAAUAUAAGUAUUGGAUAUAUCAAACAUAAAGAAGCUACAGAUCUGAUAAUUGAGAUCGAAAAACUGCUUGCAGAAACUGAAGGAGCGCUAGAUGUUUCUCUAAACAAAACUAAUAAGCUCGAGAAUAAAAGAAAGAGAAUAUUGGUCAUGUUUGAAAAGAACAAACAAAAUUUACGCAAAGCCGAAAUAGAAGCUGAAAAUGCUAAAGAAGUUGGACAAGAUGUUGCUGAAUCUUCGGAGGAGCUUUCUAAAAAUUAUCAAAAAGCAGAUGAAAAACUCAAAAUCAAGGUCAACGAAACUAAAAAUCUUCGUGAUCGAGUUCAAGCACUUUUGGACAAUGCAGUGAAGCUUUUUGAGAAUGCUGAUAAACAAAUGAAAAAAAUCGAUAUAUUAAAAACAAUUUAUAAGAAAAAUCAAGAUCUAGUUGAAGAUUUGUCAAAAGAAUUGCGUAUACUUGAAAUUAAAGCAAAGUACACACGUGAUAGACUUAUCGUUCUCGAUAAAUGGCAUGGAGGAUGUAAUCCUGAUUUAAGUGUAAAGGUGGAUCCUAACUUAGCCGGCGUCAAGGUGCAGUUUAUAAAAGAUCUUAAAGAUGCGGGUGGGUGUGAUAAUAAUAUCUGCCAAUGAUGAAGUCUGUUUUAAUAUCAUUUUAAUAUCAUAACAAUACGGGUACGAGUAAAAAAAAAGUGUACAAAUUUUAUAUUUUUAUUUUCAUCUACACAAAAAACAUGUGACUUUUUGGAUUGCUUUUGACAAUGGUUGAAUCAUUGAGGCACACGUUUUUACUUUUCUCGAUAAACCAACUUUUACAUUCACUUCAACAGUCCUCUUUUCAAUAUUUAGAUUGCUUUUAAGUGAAUUUUAGUAACAUCUUAUAUUCUCUUUAAAACAAUGUUUACAGAAAUAAAUUACUAUAUUAGUAAGUUAAUUCUAUUAAUAAU
Hydra vulgaris (swiftwater hydra) is the source of this 5847-nucleotide messenger RNA. RefSeq names its product laminin subunit beta-1. The record is from RefSeq and is a predicted model, not a curated record. Gene Ontology annotation, biological process: basement membrane assembly; cell migration; tissue development. Gene Ontology annotation, cellular component: laminin trimer. Lineage: Eukaryota; Metazoa; Cnidaria; Hydrozoa; Anthoathecata; Hydridae.